CUGACAAACAAAUCAUCAAACUGGCAAAAGUAACCUUUGACACGACGGCUCAUGAGUAGCAUUCGGUCCAGUGAGCGAGAUCGUAUUACUGUGAAGAUUCAUAACAUGAAACGUAGCGCAUCGCGCGAAUCUCCACCCAGAUCAAAGCGACGCACCAGUAUUGGCCGUUACGACGACAGCUCCGACGAACGAGUAACCCCUGACAGAAUGCGACGACGUGUGGCCCGUUCUCCCAGCCCGCGGGCACGCUAUGCUUCACCGCACCGUGACGAGUACGCCUCGUCCCGCAGCCGGGCCGAGAUUGGCGGUGGUGGUGGUGGCGGCGGUGGCGUUGACCGAUACACGUACAAGGUGCUCUGCGUGAGUGCCAUCCAUCCGAAAGCAUCGGAAGAAUUCAUCAAGGAAACGCUGUACCGGGAGUACAAAAAGUUUGGCGAUUUUAGUAUCCGCAUUUCGCACGAUCUAGACGAACGGUUGGCGUAUGUUUGUUUCCGCACGCCGGAAGAUGCCCGUGAAGCAAAGCAUGCCAAGUCGCGCAUCAUUCUGCACGAUAAGGUAGCGCUGGUUGAGCCGGUGUAUGAAUCACCCAAGACGGAAUCCUACCGACGGCCACGGUCGGCCUCACCGUCCGAGUACGAUCGGCACUACUAUGCUCGAUCGCCCGGGGUUCCACCGCCGGAUCGUCGUCGUCCACCGGAGCAUCAUCCGUACGAUGGUUAUGGGCCACCGCCGGGUGGCCGUAUGCAUCAUCCCGAUUUUAGACCACCGAUGCAUCAUGAUUACUUACCGCGUGGGCCACCGAUGCAUCAUCAUGGUCCACCGCACCUUCAUCCGGGACCACCGCAUCACCACUACAUGCCACGGCCGUACAUGCCCAGACCUCGGGCACCUUUUGAAAAGCCGGAAAAUAAAAAGGACAAAUUCCCCAACUAUCUGCAUCACAUUCAGCCGGAAGAUGAUCCACUCGCUACGCGCACGCUGUUUGCAGGCAAUUUGGAAAUUAACAUCUCGGACGACGAGCUGCGCCGUAUCUUCGGUAAAUAUGGGCUGGUUGAGGAUAUUGACAUCAAGCGUCCGGCACCGGGCACGGGCAAUGCUUUCGCAUUCGUACGCUACCAAACGCUCGAUAUGGCACACCGUGCAAAGGUGGAACUUUCUGGUCAGUAUAUUGGCAAGUUCCAAUGUAAGAUUGGGUAUGGUAAAGCGACCCCAACGACACGCAUCUGGGUUGGUGGGCUCGGCGCUUGGACCUCCGUUACACAGCUCGAGCGUGAGUUUGAUCGGUUUGGAGCGAUUAAAAAGAUUGAGUAUGCAAAGGGCGACAAUCAGGCUUACAUUCUGUACGAUUCGAUCGAUGCAGCAACGGCGGCAGUAAAGGAAAUGCGUGGUUUUGCACUGGGCGGACCGGAAAGACGCAUUCGGAUCGAUUUCGCGGAUAACGGAACGGCACCACCGUUCCCCAAGCGUCCAUUUGAGGAAGGUGGUGCUGGUGGUGGUGGUGGCGGUGGUGGAGAAUAUCGCCGUGUGCCGGAGUACGAAUAUCCAGAAGGUGCCCCACCGUACGAUGAUGUCCCGCCGGGUUACGGUGGUGGAGGUUAUGGAGCGCGUUCGUUCCGUGGUCGUGGAAGUGGUGCCGGUGGUGGCGGAAGCGGUGGUUACCGUGGUCGGGGUGGUGGCAGUGGAAGCUUCCGCGGUGGCUUCCAUCACGAAGCGCACCGACCGGCAGGAGGAGGUGCCGGUGGUCCACCACACCAUGGGCCGGGCGGUGAGGAAGAGUGGCGCCGUCCUGCGGGUGGUGCUGGUGAGCCAGGCGAAUACGAUCAGCGUCGUCGUUCGGGUUCCCGCGAACCGGGCGGUAUUGAUCGGUCUCGCUCACGGUCACCGCGUCGUCGUAGCCCGGCCGAUUCGGAUUCCGACUCAUCGACACGGCGCAACGGUGUGCUGACGACCGCCAGGACACUGUCGGAGGUGGCACGAAAAUCGAGCACCGUCUGGCAGGGUGCACUCAUACUAAAGAGUUCACUCUUCCCGGCUAAAUUCCAUCUGACCGAUGGAGACGCGGACAUUGUCGAUGGACUGAUGAAGGACGAGGACGGUAAGCACCAUCUACGCAUCACACAGCGCUUGCGUUUGGAUCAACCAAAGCUGGAGGAUGUGCAGAAGCGCAUUUCGACCUCGUCGUCGCAUGCCAUCUUCCUUGGGUUACCCGGUUCCAGCCCGACCGUCUCGUCCGACGAUGCCAGCGUACAGACGCGUCCCCUGCGCAAUCUGGUUACGUACCUGAAGCAAAAGGAGGCGGCCGGUGUUAUUUCGCUGCUAAACAAAGAAACGGAAGCGACGGGCGUACUGUACACUUUCCCGCCAUGCGAGUUCUCAACAGAACUGCUCAAACGCACCUGUCACACACUGACCGAGGAGGGUCUUAAGGAGGAUCACCUUGUGAUUGUGGUUGUGCGUGGUGGGACCGCCUAGGAGCGGGAGGAAGAUUCUGACGAUCACGAC
Messenger RNA from Anopheles maculipalpis, 2502 nucleotides. RefSeq names its product RNA-binding protein spenito (gene nito). Gene Ontology annotation, cellular component: nucleus. The record is from RefSeq and is a predicted model, not a curated record. The coding region runs from base 52 to 2472 and encodes 806 amino acids. The transcript has a single exon. Gene Ontology annotation, biological process: regulation of alternative mRNA splicing, via spliceosome. NCBI's taxonomy places the organism in Eukaryota, Metazoa, Arthropoda, Insecta, Diptera, Culicidae. Gene Ontology annotation, molecular function: mRNA binding.